Messenger RNA from Closterium sp. Naga37s-1, 2055 nucleotides. Lineage: Eukaryota; Viridiplantae; Streptophyta; Zygnematophyceae; Desmidiales; Closteriaceae. The record is from the annotation of a GenBank genome assembly.
AUGAUGGCUCCGCCUCACAACCUCCCCCUUCACUCCUCACGCUUCUCCAUCCGCGCAGCCACGCGCCUCUCCGCGGCGUUAUGCGCGUGCUGCGUGCUGCUUCUCGCCUCCGCAGCCUCCGGCGCCGCCCCCGCGUCGUCCCUACUACCGUCCGCCCGGCACGGCCUUUCCCCUCUUCACCAGCCGGCAUCACGCGACGAUGAGUCUUCAUCUUCAAAUUACGGCUCGUCCGCCUUCCCUAGUACCGCCUGGUCGCUGCUACACCCGUUUCUCGAUUUCUACAACUCAGACAAUCUUGGCGGCGACUCCGGGGACUCGUCGCGACUAGAACAGCCGCAAGCGGCGCGCUCCCCGCCGCAUCGCCUGCUCGUCGCACAGCAACAGCCCAGCGUCGCCGCUACCGCAGCUGGCGUCGCGACGAGUGCUCACGUCAACAAGCCUCCGCCGCCGCCGCCUGCGCCGCCGCUGCGCGAGGUGGAGCUCGACCCGUGCGCGCUGCAGGCGCUCCUUCCGCAGCUCUUUCCGCCCGCCCUCCUCGACCCCGCCUGCUUCAACCACCUCUCGCUGCACUCCGCGCAGCCCUCCUCCCCGCUCGACUCCCCCCCGCACGGCGGCGCGUCCACGUCUCCGUUGAGCGACAGCGGCAGCGGCGGUGGCGGGGGGGACGAGCCUGAGACGGCGACGCGGGGCGAUCUGCUGGAUGUGGCGCGCAACAAGUGGCGCGCCAGCACCGUGUGGGCGCCGCUGGAGGCGGAGAGCAGCGCGGAAGGCGCGGAGGGAGCGGGGGGAGCGGGGGUAGCAAGGGUAGCGGGGGUAAUGGGGGGAGCGGGGUUAGCGGGCGGAGCGGGGGUAAAGGGGGGACCGGGACGAGCGGAGCCGGCGGCGGCGGCGUCGACUCUCACCCCCCCGAAUGAAGUGAUCACCGUGUGUCGCUCCGCUGGCCCAGCCAGCAUCACCAUCAGUCCGGAUCUCAGUGGGCAGACCUGGAGAGGCUGGGGCACGUCUUUGGCGUGGACUGCCAACUACAUAGGCAAGCUGCCAGACGACCAGCUCACCACGCUGCUGGACCUGCUCUUCUCACCGUCCACGGGAAUCGGGUUCAACCUCGCGCGCUACCUCCUAGGCGCCAGCUUCAACGCCACCAACAGCCCGCAGCUCACCAAAGACACCUUUCACCAGGUCAACCUCCCCGGCUACAAGCCGACCGAGGCCGGCCCGUACGACUGGGCGGCGGACUGGCGGCAGCGGAAGGUGCUGAAAGGAGCGAUGGAGCGCGGGUUGGAUGAGGUGGAGGCGAUUGCGUACUCGGCGCCCUGGUGGAUGACCAUCAGUGGGGACACUGCGGGGAAUGUGGGCGGAGCGUCGAACCUCUCACCAGAUAGGUACGGCGAGUUUGCCGAGUAUUUGGCGACCAUCACGGACCAUUUCCGGCGGGAGUGGAAUGUGACGUUCAGCACGAUGAAUCCGGCGAAUGAGCCGCUGGAGGGGUGGUGGACGCAGGGGGGGAAGCACGAGGGGUGCACCUUCACGGCUGCUGAGUUGGAGCGGCUUUGCAAAAUUGUCGCGGCUGCGCUGAAGCGGAGGAAGCUUCCCACGCAAGUUGCGGGGUUCGACAGCUUCGUCGGGUUCACGGUGCGGAACGCAAAGAAAUGGACCGGGCAGCUGCUAUCCAGCCUGAAAAGGAUCUCCGUGCACGGGUAUGUCCCUCCGCCGCCCACCACAACCGACACAAGGGAGUAUAUCGAGCAGCUCUAUGUGUGGCUAGCGCGGGUGGGGAUGGGCGUGGGGAAGGAGGUGUGGGUGUCGGAGAUUGGGCCGAUGUGGGCGGGAGGGGAGGACACCGAUGUGGGGUUGUUCAUGAUGCGAUCGGCGAUCCAAGCGAUCAACAUCAUGGGCGCUUCGGCGUGGAUUUACUGGCAGUCGAUCGCACCGACCCUUCCUUCCAACCCUAAUAUGUUCAAGUGGGCGCUGCUCACGAUAAAGCACAACAAUGUUUCGGAUCCAACGGUCAUUCCGCUGGAGAUGACGUUUUGCCCCUUCCCACACCUUUGUUAA